AGCCGGAAUUUUUUCCCCUGGGCUGCGAAGUUAGUUAGUCUCGAUUUAGUGGUAGAGAUAAUAGUAUACUGUAACUAAAUUAAUAAGUAACAUAUCCACUAACAGUUGUAACAUGUCAUCUGUUAGUGACAAUAAUGUGCAUGACCCGAGUGGUGAUUCCACCGUAACUUUAAAUCAUCAUCAUAAAAUUACCCAUACAUUAGAUGAAGAAUGUGCAAUUUGCUUAGAAACUAUUAAUCACCAUGAUAGAAUUGGUAUUAUAGAUUCUUGUGAUUGUAAGAUUCUGAAUCAAAAUUAUCAUGAUAAAUGUAUUUUAAAAUGGUCAUCUAAUUCCAAUAGUUGUCCUAAAUGUCGGAAACGAUUUUAUAAAAUUAAUAUUUAUAAUAAGAUUCAUACAUCAUUAAGAUUAAUUCAAUCAUUUAAUGUUAAGGAUAAGUUAUUAAUUAAUGAUGCUAUUAAUAAUAUACCUGCUGAAUUCAUUAUAAAUUCUAAUAAUUUCCCCGAUUCUUCCAUAUCAGGAAUAACUUCAGUAUCAUCAACUAUGGCCCCUAGAAUAAGAUCUCUAACAUCUUCAUCUACUAUGAGAUCAACUCCAGAACCUAUAAUGAAUGGAGUAUGUAUAAUUUGUUCAUCAUCCAAUUAUAAUUUUAGAUCGGGUCUAAUUAAUUGUACCAGUUGUAAUUCUAAUUUUCAUUAUUCCUGUUUGAACCAAUCUAGACUUAAUCAUUCUCAUAGUAUAACUGGUGGUGGUAGUAGUAGUAGUAGAAGUAAUGGUAGUAAUAUUGAUGGUACAAUUACUCAAAUUGGUGAUAUACUUAGUCGAACCAAUCAAGUAGUUGAGACAGAAGAUGACUAUUUCCAAUGGUGUUGUCCUAUCUGUGAUAGUGAUCAAGAAUCUCUUGUUCCUUAUUAUAGAAGAACUACUAGACUUCUAAAGCGUAGUGGUAAUAAAAGUGUUACUACUAAAAGGAUAACUCGAAAACCAAGACGAAGUAAUAAUAAUAUUAAUAGUACCAGCAAUAAUAAUUGUACUAUUAUUGAUGAUAUUUAUGAUUAUAAUGAUAGUAUGAGUGAAAUUGAUGAUGAUUUUAAUGAUAUUAUACGAGAUAAUGACACUAAUUUUGAAGGAGUAAUGUUUGAUGAUGAGUAUAAUAAUGAUAUUAAUGAUAAUACAAAUUCUUCACUGAAUUCACAAGACAAUUACUAUUAUAAUCCUCCUAUAAUAAAUGGAGGAGUACUUUUAAGAAAAGAAUUACGAGCUAAACAAAAUUUAACUAAAGAAGAACAACAAUCUUGGGAUUUAUUUGAACAAGUUCGUAAUAAUGAUGAUGAUAAUGGUCAAGAAAUCACUCCUGAUAAGGAUGAUCAAUCGAAUGAUUCAACUGAUAAGAAAAGAAAGAGAAGAAAGAGGAAAGUUGAGAUGGAUACUACUACUACUACUACUAAUAAUAAUGAAUUAACUAAUAAUUCUUCAAUAAUACAUCAACCUCAACAUCCUAGUCGUAUAUCUAAUUUAUUAAGUCAAUUAAAAACUACAUCUUCAACUAUAAAGCAAGCUUCAUCAUCGAGAUUCCCUAAACCUGCUUAUGUAUAUUCAUCACCUCCACCCAAUAAUCAACUACAAAAUUCUCCUAUAAUUCCUAUAUCAGAAUCUCCAAGUUCAAUAUCUCCAAUGUCUAAUAGCCCUAUGGAAAUUAAUGAUAGUGAUACUCAAUAUGAAAGUGAUUAUAAAGUAUUAUCACGACAACCCAUUAUAUCUAAACCAAAAUUCGAAUUAACUUUAGAUCAAAAGCUUGUAAUUCAAAAGUAUAUUCGAAAUAAUUUACGUCCCUUAUAUAAUCCUUUACAAGAGAAUUCAAAAAUUAAAAAUGAGAAUCAUUAUAUUACAAUUAAUAAAACAAUCUCGAGAAAAAUUUAUAGUCAUAUAAUUAAUGAAUCAAGAAGAAUAAUUAUAAGUGAUUAUGGAUCAGAUACUGAACUUGAAGAAAUUAAUUCUAAUAUUAUAGAAUCAUAUUUCAAUAGUUCAGAUCCUAAUAAGUUAAUGAGUCUUAUUGAUAAAUUCGUACAACAUGAAAUAUCAAAGUUAUAGGGGUAAAAUAUUUUUAUUUUUAUUUUUAUUUUCAUUUUCA
Molecule: messenger RNA, 2129 nt
Organism: Scheffersomyces amazonensis
Lineage: Eukaryota; Fungi; Ascomycota; Pichiomycetes; Serinales; Debaryomycetaceae
Product: ubiquitin-protein ligase
Exons: 1
Coding region: 113-2089 (658 amino acids)
Biological process (GO): protein ubiquitination
Molecular function (GO): transferase activity
Source: RefSeq, a predicted model, not a curated record